Messenger RNA from Ustilaginoidea virens, 510 nucleotides. RefSeq lists its product as uncharacterized. The transcript has a single exon. NCBI's taxonomy places the organism in Eukaryota, Fungi, Ascomycota, Sordariomycetes, Hypocreales, Clavicipitaceae. The record is from RefSeq and is a predicted model, not a curated record. The coding region runs from base 1 to 510 and encodes 169 amino acids.
AUGGGAGAAAUGCGGUGUCACAACAGCAACCUACAACUCACGGGUCGGAGAGUCGGAAAGUUGGGCUGGAUGCAGGGGCCACGCACAACUUUGCUCGGGGUAGCACUUGGCCACCACCCGCCCUGGUUGGUUCUUGUUUUCUUUCCUUGCCACUGGGUGUGCCAGCAAGGCCAGGAGGAGAGGAUGCCAGGACCAGACGAGACCAGGACCAAGUCCGCCUUCGGAUUCCCAUAUCUUGACCUCGUCCGACGUCUUUGUCUCGCUUCUGUUCCUCCUCCAACCCCCUUCUUCUCUUCGUACUCUGCACCAGCUGCCGAGCACGUCCUCUCCUUUCCUCGUUCAUCGCCCAUACAGCAGCUAGUUCUGCUUGGGAUUCGUUCAAGUCAUUCUUUCCUCCGUUUACCAACCCAAGCCGCUGGUUCUGGUCGCUGGCGCAAAGACAUCCGCUUCAACACAAUCAUUUCGGUGCUCUGGCAACACCGUGAACCAUUUCCCAUUUCCCUUGAAUAA